AUGCGCAAAGGCAGGCUAAGACCCAAGACUAAGCAGUCGUCUAGUGAUGAAUCAGACCCGCUAGUACUCAAUGAGAUGCUUAGCAAUGAUACUAAAACCAACGAGAAGACAAAGCGGCGCCUUCUGACCACUCAAUACAAGGAGCGAUUGAUGAACAGUCAGUUUAUUCUAGGGUGCAGGAAUUCUAUCCAGCACAUAAGGGAAUGCAAUACGGUCUUCUCUGCCGCUCAGAGCUUCGAUAUAUAUCGCCUCACCAUGUUCAAAUCAGCCUACAUAGCAUAUUUGGUGCUUAUAUUCCUACUGAUAGGAAUCAAUAUAUGGGCACUUGUGUUGAGUACAAAUGUGUUCUUCUCAAAGCAGACCUACGGAAGCUAUUUCUGGAUAGUUGAGCCCAUGCACAUCAGCUCCAUAAUUUUGCUUCUAAUACUCACAUUCUUUCUUUCUGGCCUUUACAUCCGACAAGACGAUUCUAUCUCUGUAAAGAUAGGGGCCGUCGUGUCCAUCUUUGCUAUCCACAUAUGCGUCGUCAUGCUGUACAUCCUUCAGAGCUUCAAUACAAAUAUCGUUGUCAACACACGUGCCCGGAUAUUGAAGUAUCUAAUACUUACCCAGGUGAUAAUAACGUAUACUGUUAUCUUUGUGAUAACGGUGAUGUACUUCAUCCUCGCAAUAGUGAAGAAGUGA
Messenger RNA from Giardia duodenalis, 684 nucleotides. RefSeq lists its product as uncharacterized. The coding region runs from base 1 to 684 and encodes 227 amino acids. Lineage: Eukaryota; Fornicata; Diplomonadida; Hexamitidae. The record is from RefSeq and is a predicted model, not a curated record. The transcript has a single exon.